Molecule: messenger RNA, 3111 nt
Organism: Trichechus manatus latirostris (Florida manatee)
Lineage: Eukaryota; Metazoa; Chordata; Mammalia; Sirenia; Trichechidae
Gene: RAD21
Product: RAD21 cohesin complex component
Exons: 14
Coding region: 66-1961 (631 amino acids)
Biological process (GO): sister chromatid cohesion; replication-born double-strand break repair via sister chromatid exchange
Cellular component (GO): meiotic cohesin complex
Molecular function (GO): protein binding; chromatin binding
Source: RefSeq, a predicted model, not a curated record
ACCCAGUCUGGCCCUACUCCCGGUGGAGAGCAAGGUUUCCUGCUGUCUUAUAGUCAACCGGAACAAUGUUCUACGCGCAUUUUGUCCUCAGUAAAAGAGGGCCUCUGGCCAAAAUUUGGCUAGCGGCCCAUUGGGAUAAGAAGCUAACCAAAGCCCAUGUGUUCGAGUGUAAUUUAGAGAGCAGCGUGGAGAGUAUCAUCUCACCCAAGGUGAAGAUGGCGCUUCGAACAUCAGGACAUCUCUUACUGGGAGUAGUUCGAAUCUAUCACAGGAAAGCCAAAUAUCUCCUUGCAGAUUGUAAUGAGGCAUUUAUUAAAAUAAAGAUGGCUUUUCGGCCAGGUGUUGUUGACCUGCCUGAGGAAAACCGGGAAGCAGCUUAUAAUGCCAUAACCUUACCUGAAGAAUUUCAUGACUUUGAUCAGCCACUGCCUGACUUAGAUGACAUUGAUGUGGCCCAGCAAUUCAGCCUGAACCAGAGUAGAGUGGAAGAGAUAACCAUGAGAGAAGAAGUUGGGAACAUCAGUAUUCUACAAGAAAAUGAUUUUGGCGACUUUGGAAUGGAUGAUCGUGAGAUAAUGAGAGAAGGCAGUGCUUUUGAGGAUGACGACAUGUUAGUAAGCACUAGUACUUCUAACCUCUUUCUCGAGCCCGAGCAAAGCACCAGCAACCUGAAUGAGAAAAUCAACCAUUUAGAAUAUGAAGACCAAUAUAAGGAUGACAAUUUUGGAGAAGGAAAUGAUGGUGGCAUAUUAGACGACAAACUUAUUAGUAAUAAUGAUGGCGGUAUCUUUGACGAUCCCCCUACUCUCUCUGAGACGGGGGUGAUGUUGCCAGAGCAGCCUGCACAUGAUGAUGUGGAUGAGGAUGAUAACGUAUCAAUGGGUGGGCCUGAUAGUCCUGAUUCAGUGGAUCCUAUUGAACCAUUGCCAACUAUGACUGAUCAGACAACACUUGUUCCGAAUGAGGAAGAAGCAUUUGCUUUGGAACCUAUUGAUAUCACUGUCAAAGAAACAAAAGCCAAGAGGAAGAGGAAGCUAAUUGUUGACAGUGUGAAAGAGUUGGAUAGCAAGACCAUUAGAGCCCAGCUUAGUGAUUAUUCUGAUAUUGUUACUACUUUGGAUCUGGCACCGCCCACCAAGAAAUUGAUGAUGUGGAAAGAGACAGGAGGAGUGGAAAAACUUUUCUCUUUACCUGCUCAGCCUUUAUGGAAUAAUAGACUACUGAAGCUCUUUACACGCUGUCUUACACCACUUGUACCAGAAGACCUUAGAAAAAGGAGGAAAGGAGGGGAGGCUGAUAAUUUGGAUGAAUUCCUCAAAGAAUUUGAAAAUCCAGAGGUUCCCAGAGAAGACCAGCAACAGCAACAUCAGCAGCGUGAUAUUAUUGAUGAGCCCAUUUUGGAAGAGCCAAGCCGCCUCCAGGAGUCAAUAGUGGAAACUAGCAGAACGAACUUGGAUGAGUCAGCCAUGCCCCCACCACCACCUCAGGGAAUUAAGCGAAAGGCCGGACAAGUUGACCCAGAGCCUGUGAUGCCUCCGCAGCAGGUAGAGCAGAUGGAAAUACCUCCUGUUGAGCUGCCCCCAGAAGAGCCUCCAAAUAUCUGCCAGCUAAUCCCAGAGCUAGAACUUCUGCCAGAGAAGGAGAAAGAGAAGGAGAAGGAGAAAGAAGAUGAUGAAGAGGAGGAGGAUGAAGAUGCUUCAGGGGGUGAUCAGGAUCAAGAAGAAAGAAGAUGGAACAAAAGAACUCAGCAGAUGCUUCAUGGUCUUCAGCGAGCUCUCGCUAAAACUGGAGCUGAAUCUAUCAGUUUGCUUGAGUUAUGUCGAAACACGAACAGAAAGCAAGCUGCAGCAAAGUUCUACAGCUUCUUGGUUCUUAAAAAGCAGCAAGCUAUUGAGCUGACACAGGAAGAACCAUACAGUGACAUCAUUGCCACACCUGGACCAAGAUUCCACAUCAUUUGAGCAGCUAGAAGCAUUAUAGCUAGUGUUCAUUUCACUAGUGUGUACAAAUUGCCCCCAUGUGCAGGGCACACAAAACCCUUUGAAAAAUUUAGAUUUUUGUCUGUACAAAGUCUCUACCUUUUUCUUUCUUCGUUUUUUUCCCCAGUAUUUUAAAUUUCUUAAUUUCAUCUUUAAAGGAAACUACUUAAAUGGGUUGUUCUGUGUUCUGAUGGUGAAAACGAGCAGCCCAAGGACCCAGAAGAUUAUUUUAACAGUUCGUAACAGAUGUGUGCAAUAUUGGUGCAUGUUGAGUAGCAGUCGAAAGUCAUGAUUUUUAUCUUUGUUCUCCAUUAGUGCAUUGAAAAGAUAAAAUUGUCUGGGAAAAUGCUGGACAAUUUAAUUAAAAACUAUGGUGCAAGUCUCUGACAAAACAAAUUUUUUCCAUCAGUACACGGGCAGUCUUUCUGUUAACCACUGUGCUAAAUAUAAUUCUGUAAAUGAGCAAGGAUGGAUGUGAAAUUGUGUUGUAACUGAUUCCUUUCAGCUACAAAAGGAUAGGAAUUACGGGGUUUAAAAUGUUAGAUUUUGUACAUCAUUCCAUUUGAGCCCUCAUGAAUCUUACUAUCCUGAAAUCUUGUUUAAUGAGGCUCCAAAAUGAACAGAAACACUUUUUUUUUUUUAAGUAGAAUGAUUAAAAAAAAUUUUUGUAACUUUCCAGGAGCUAUAAAUCAAAGUUUUUAAAAGAUGUUUUGAUAUAUUUGUCUCAAUAUUCAGAUCAUGAAAAUAGAAAUUGCCGUGCCUCUUCUAAAAAUACAGAUUGAUGGGAAAUCAUACACUUGGUUGACUUAGGCUUUAAGCAGAUGAUGCUGUAAAAACUAAUGGCUUCUCUGAUAUUUAUUGUUAUAAGUUUUAGUACUGAUCUCUUUUUCCAAUGCUGCACACUCCUGUGUUUGGAACUUUAUUUUAAUAGCUUUGCAACAGAAAUCCUAUACCCGGUUUCCUGUAAUUUAAGUGAAGAAACACACAUCCAAAUAAAGAUUUUUUUAUUAAAAGACCAGAUAGCAUCAGAAAUUAUGCGACUAUUAUGGUUAUCAAAACGUCGUAACUUUUUAGAGCAAAAUCACACUGAAAGUUCUAGCUUAAGUGUUGGCACUUUUGUGGGAAAAAAAAA